Molecule: messenger RNA, 1428 nt
Organism: Aspergillus nomiae NRRL 13137
Lineage: Eukaryota; Fungi; Ascomycota; Eurotiomycetes; Eurotiales; Aspergillaceae
Product: flavin-containing monooxygenase
Exons: 3
Coding region: 1-1428 (475 amino acids)
Source: RefSeq, a predicted model, not a curated record
AUGCCCGAACAAAGCGCCCGCCUUGACUACGAUAUUAUCAUUAUCGGAGCUGGCAUCUCCGGGAUCAAUUUUGCGUACAGACUGCAGGAGAGUCAUCCGGACUUGAGCUAUUGCAUUCUGGAGGAACGGCAUGAAAUUGGUGGAACAUGGAGCUUGUUCCAGUAUCCAGGGAUUCGGUCCGACUCGGAUCUAUUUACGUUUGGUUUUGCAUGGCGUCCCUGGACUCAGAAGCACUCGAUCGCCCACGGGUCGUUGAUCCGCGAGUAUCUCCAAGAGUCAGCCAAGCAGGAAGGAAUCAACCGGAAGAUCAAGUUCCGGCAUCGGGUGCAGCGAAUGGAAUGGUCGACUUGUAGGAAGGCCUGGACGGUGCAUGUUUCUACAGACGAUGCGGCCACCGUGGCUCUACGCACCCGGUUCAUCAUGAUGGCCACCGGCUACUACGACUAUCAUGAGCCGCUGGAGGCCGAAAUCCCCGGGAUCAAGCGAUUCCAGGGACCAGUCCUCCACCCGCAGUUCUGGCCCUCCGACCUGGAUUACACCAGCAAGGACAUCGUCAUCAUCGGCUCCGGCGCCACGGCCAUCACCCUGCUGCCGUCACUGGCGGAGAAAGCGUCCAGUGUGACGAUGCUGCAACGCUCCCCUGGUUAUGUCCUAUCUGUUCCCAGGGAAGACACCGUCGAGAAACUGAUUCGAUGGAUCUGCUCCGCACAGCUGGCAGCCAGCCUCAUCCGGUUCAAAUGGAUCAUCACUCGCGAAGCGUUAUGUCUCGAUAUCACCCGCAGGGAACUUCCCCAGGAGGUGCCUCUAGACCCCCAUUUCACACCCAGAUACAACCCCUGGGAGCAACGCAUGUGCAUGUGUCCCGACGGGGACUUUUUCGAAUGCCUCCGGAAUGGGAGCGGCAGCGUGGCCACCGGGGUGAUCGAGUCGGUGACGGAGAGGGGCAUUCAGCUGCAAUCCGGGGCCGAACUCAAAGCCGAUAUCAUCGUCACGGCCACCGGACUGAGGAUGAACAUUGCGGGGGGCAUCCAGAUCAUGGUCGACGGAGUCCCGUUUGCGCUUCCGGACCAUUACAUGUGGAAAUGCAGUAUGGUCGAUAGGUUGCCGAAUGUGGUGUUUGCUCUGGGAUAUGUCGAUGCGAGCUGGACUUUGGGUGCUGAUGCAACCGCGCAGCUUAGCUGUCGGAUAUUGACGCAAAUGCGGGAGGAAGGGCUGAGCAUUGUCUCUCCGUGCUGUAGUGAGGAAGAGCAGAACGAGAUGCAGGAACUGCCGUUCCUGAACCUGAACGCUACGUAUGUCAGGAAGGGUCGUUCGGCGUUUCCGAAAGUUGGGGACAGGCCGCAGUGGGCUCCUCGGUCGUACUAUUGGAAGGACCUUGUACGGGCGUGGUGGGGAGAUAUACGGACAGGAUUGGAAUGGUCAGAAUAG